GGGGUGGCCAGGGGCCGUGGAGAUCGAACAGAGGUGUGGUGGGCCGUGGAAAGGGGACACUCCGGGGGCCGAGACACAGAUCUCAGACCAAGCGGGCAGAAUCGUGUUCUCUGGAGCGAGGGCCGCCACCAGGAAGCCGUUGUCUGGAGGAACAGGAAUGGGUGACGGCACAACUUUGUGUGGAGAAGAACAACUUCACGGGAACUUUAUUGUCCUUCGUUAAUCUGCUCAGGCCGUGUGGUGUGUUUGCAUUCCUCGAGCCCUGGGGCUCUCCCGGAUGUGCACGAGUGACAGAGGGGAGGAAGCUGCACAGCCGUUUGGAAACUGCCGGCCUCUUAACCUCUGAUGUAUCUUAUACCAGUGUAAUGUGGACAGAGAAAAUUCUAUCAGCAAAAUAUGAAGCCGUAAAAUAACUCGAAGAAGACCUGGGAGGGGCUUGAAAAGAGUAACCGGAAGAGGUCUUUCCAACGAUGCCAUAAAGUCCAAAAACUAUAAACAGUAUCAAAGGGCAGGUCAGGAAGACUGUUGGCGACGUAAAGAGCCAGUUCUUUACGAGCGAGUAUAUAAGAAGUGCCUGUAAAUAAAAAAGCAAAAGGGAACCGAUCGUGCACAGGAAACGAAGUAUAGACUUUACGCAGGAGUGCACGGAGGUGUGUGAAAAGAUUCUCAGUUUCAGUCCCUUGGUGAUUGUCAACUACAGGAACAGUAAUUUUUUAAUGGUAUAGAAACAAAAUAGUUCACAAUAUGGCAGACCUUAUUAAGCAGAUAGACACGGACUUCAUGAAUUCUGCGGGGUGCUGUUCAUAACCGCCAGCACGUCGUGGGACAGAACCCCGGGCCGGUCCUCACCACAACUGUCUCAUGCUUCCGAAAUGAAAAUGCCUCGUGUAAAAGGGGCUCAGGCCGGAAGACCCAGCUCUGCAAAGAGACGACUUGCAGAACACUUUGCAGCCGGAGAGAUCAUCACUGACAUGGCGAAGAAGGAAUGGAAACUAGGGUCACCCAUCGGCCAGGGGGGCUUUGGCUGUAUAUAUCUUGCUGAUCGGAAUUCUUCAAAGUCCGUGGGCAGUGAUGCACCCUGUGUUGUAAAAGUGGAGCCGAGUGACAACGGACCUCUCUUUACUGAACUGAAGUUCUACCAGCGGGCGGCCAAGCCCGAGCAAAUUCAGAAGUGGAUUCGUACCCAUAAGCUGAAGUACCUGGGUGUUCCUAAGUAUUGGGGGUCUGGUCUACAUGAUAAAAAUGGAAAGAGUUACAGGUUUAUGAUAAUGGACCGCUUUGGGAGUGACCUUCAGAAAAUAUAUGAAGCAAAUGCCAAAAGGUUUUCUCGGAAAACUGUCUUGCAGCUGAGCUUGAGAAUUCUGGACGUCCUGGAGUACAUUCACGAGCAUGAGUACGUGCACGGGGACAUCAAGGCCUCAAACCUUCUUCUGAGCCACAAGAAUCCUGACCAGGUGUACUUGGUAGACUAUGGCCUUGCUUACCGGUACUGCCCAGAGGGAAUUCAUAAAGAAUACAAAGAAGACCCCAAAAGAUGUCACGAUGGCACUAUCGAAUUCACCAGCAUUGACGCGCACAACGGUGUGGCCCCUUCGAGACGCGGUGAUCUGGAAAUACUUGGCUAUUGCAUGAUCCAGUGGCUUAGUGGCCGUCUUCCUUGGGAGGACAAUUUGAAAGAUCCUAACUAUGUUAGAGAUUCCAAAAUUAGAUACCGAGAAGAUAUUGCAGGUUUGAUGGACAAAUGUUUUCCUGAGAAAAAUAAGCCAGAUGAACUCGCCCAGUACAUGGAGACCGUGAGGCUGCUGGGCUACGCCGAGAAGCCUCUGUACCAGAAGUUGCGGGACGCCCUCCUGCAGGGGCUGCGGGCGAUCGGGAGCAGGGACGACGGCAGGCUGGACCUCGGCCUCGUGGAGAACGGAGGCCCGAGAGCCAGGACGGCGACCAAAAAGCGAAAGACAGGAAUUGAAAGCACAGAAUCCAGUGUUGAAGAUAUGGAAUGCUCAGAUGCACAGACAGAAGAGGCCACACAAACCCGUUCGAAAACCAGGAAGAGAGUCCAGAAGUAGAUCAAAUGUUAUCAGCCGAUUUUUCUUUUCUUCCUUUUGCGUGACUUUCUCCUCUUUUUCUGUUUUCAAUGUUAUAUUUCAUGUGAGUCUUUUAGGGUGGGGCUAACCAUGAACUAUCUGUGUCUUUGAAAAAUAUGAACUUUUUUAUUAAGUACUUUGUACCGUGUAUUAAAGGCCAACUUACAAAGUUUAAGAUCUUCAGGUCACACUCUUGGAGUCCCAGGCUGUGUGCGUUUGAGGUUCUGGAGCAGAUGUUAGAAAAACUGCCAUGAUGUGCACUUUUCAGGUCAUUGUACGUUGCCCAGAAUGCACAAGCGUGCUGAGACACAGUCCUUGCCUUGAAGGAAAUACCUUAAAAUAAAAGUCUUUUUUUUUGCGUGAUACAAACACACCAUUUGUCGCGGCCAUAGAUUUGGAUUGUAUUGAUUUUGUUCAGUUCCACAGGCAUUUAUUGAGCACCUGCUGUAUGAAACAAGAGCAGCAAGAAAGGAAAGGGUUAUGGAAGCAAAGGUGGGGUAAUAAGCAGGCCUGUGAGAGAUUUGGAAGCUGGAUGACAUGGGAACGAAGUGAGCACGCAGGUGCACGAGAAGAAAACAGGUGACAAGCUGGCGAGUUGGGGGCACGGUCACGGCUGGCUUCUUUGAAGGAGAUCCUGUGAAACAGACAGACACACAGACAAAGCAGUCUCAUUCACAGGAGAUUAUUGUUCUUGUAAGUGUCAUUCUUUUGCAACAAAUAAUGUGUGUGCAGUAAACCAUGCAUUUGAGAGAUGUAGUGAUCAGAAAUUUUAAGAUUUGGACCUUUUAUAGUUGCGUUGGCGAUAAAAGUUUGGGAUCUAAACAUCUGUGAACAAUUACCAAGGUUGCUUUGUUGCAGAACUUGGGCUUGGACUGUAAAGAGCAGCCACCUCACCACUCACGGGCGUGUCCACUGUUUUCAGAUGGUGUGUAGGCAUACUUGUGUUUAAAUAUUUAAGCAUUAAAACAGUUAUUUUAAUACUGUAUUCAGAACAUGAGUAGCACAUGAAGCUGGUGGUGUCUCUGUUGCAUAGGACAAGCCAGCCCAAAGUAGGUAUUUCUGGGUUUAAAAAAGUGAGUUGAUCUGAAGAAAACCCGAAGUGGAUAUAGUACCGGUGGAGCGCGCACUGACCCACCUUGCCGAGGCUGCGCCGGCUUGGAGCAGCUCCGACCAGCCCCGAGGUCCGAACCCCGGGCCCCCUGACGCAGGUGCUGGGCUGUGGCCAGAAGCCUUUCCCCCUGGAGCGGCCGGAUGUGGAGCCGCGCGGAGCAGGGCUGCGCACGGCCCCUGGGCAGCUCGCCUUUUAAAUGCCUCCUGUGGGUCCAGAGCUGUGCGUCUUUGCAGAAGAGAGACCCGGCUUUGGGGCAGAGCCACCUCCUGUUCUCUGUGGCAUGUCAGAUUUUAGCGCUCAUCAGUGUUACGGUCCCGAGCUUAUUUGUGACACCUAAACCAACUCUCAAGUUCUGCUUCAAACACAUUGACGCUUAAAAUAGGAUCAAAUGUGUGUGGUUUGUGUUUGUGUGUAUGCCUUAGCCUUUCCCCCCCAAAACACAAAAACAUAGCAAAACCUGUUGGUUAAAUAUUAAGAAAACAAAUAUUUCUUCACAUAUUGUUUUUAGCAAGUGCUGGCAUUUUCUCGAAUGUUACUCUGUUGGCAGGGCUGCAGGAAUGAAGAUCUAGUAGCCGUAGUAGCCAGUUGGAUCGAUGGGCUGCAGCUCCCUCUGUAUUCUGCUGUCUUUCUCUUUCUUGCCUGCCUUUGUUUUUUUUUUAAAUGUUCCCUUUAUUUGGGGAAAAAAGAAGACAAUGAUUGAAUAACACUUUUUUUUCUUGCCUCUUUCAAUUCUCUAUUUACCCUUUUCAUCCUGCCUUGUUUUUCUUUCCUUUCCAACCUGUGUUUCGAUGGACCUCACCAGUCUUGGUUUCUCCAGCGUCCGUGUUCUGGAAGGUGGUCCUGGCACCGCGUGGCCCUGCCUUCUCCGCCGUUUUCCCAGGUCGUUAGUGAGCUGAGGGCUCACACCUGUGCCGGGCUCGCGUCCUCACCGAGCGGGGGCAGUGUGUGCUCUCCGGGGUCUAGAAGGCGACUGAUAAAUCUUUGACCGAGCCCCGACGUAAAAGAGCUUCUGGGUCUUCUUCAGUCGUGAUCUCUUAAGACAAAUAAAAUGCUAAUAGGCCAGAGCUAUAAAACCCCAAUUAUUUUUUUGAAUUACUAAAUUAAACGUGCAUAUAAAGGCCUCUGUUGCAUAGCAGUAAAUCAGUGGUGGAAAUAUAAAUAAAUUAUGUAUUUUUAUGUGCGUGUGUUUAUAUGCAGUUGAGCGGUAUGUGCUGGAUUAUCCCUUAAAAUUCUAGCUUGGUGACUCUAUUGUUGUGAUGAUAAAAAUUUGUUAGUAAUACCUGCUCACUGUAGAAAAUUCAGAACACACAGAUAAGGACCAGAGACAAACUGGCCGCACGACUCCCCCCACAGGUGACCGCAGUGGAUGUCUAGGCACCUUUCCUUCCAGUCUUUUCUAUGAGUUUGUGUCUUCAAAUAAGUAUUAUGCUUUAUAUAAAACUUCAUAUAUUGCUUUUCAAAGCUCGAAUUAAAUACCUUCCAUGUCACUUCAGAUACUUUAUAAUUUUUAGGUUUCUAUAAUAUUUUGUCUUGUGGAUUUACGACACUUUCCUGAUCAUUUCCCUAAUAUUGGACAUUUGUUUUUAGUACUGAGUUAUUUGAAGUAAUAUCCUUGGUCAAAUCGGGCAGAAACCUUUGUCCACGUGUCCGAAUACGUCCUUAGCAUUUUGGAAGGGUCAGAGACCAUGAAAAUGGACGGUCACCGAUGCAGGCUGUCGAGUGACUUUGCAGAAGCCCACCAGCCAGCGCUCUGUCUGCUACAUCAGAGCGACAGCUUAGGUUUGUGCUCCGUUGGCAGUCCUGAUUCUUAUAUAUAACUUGGUGAGCUGAAUUUUUUUUGAAGUGCUGGUGAGCCUGAGAAAUUCAGUUUGCAUAAACGCUCACUGUGUUUUCUCCUCCGAGUGUUUGUUUGUGCUGUUUGUAUAGUGACGAUCUUACACCUUCGUGAUGUUCGUUGCCCACUUCUUCCCGUUUGCUUUUUGUUGGUGUUGAUUUUUUAUUUUUAUGAAAUGUAAGAUUUACGGCUUUAAUCUUUUGAUCUUUUUCAUUGUCAUUUCUGCCACUGUUUUAAAAUAUUUCCCAUCCCGGAUCAGAAAUAUUUACCAUGGUUUUCUCUAGGCUUUUUGUGUUAAUGCUCCUGCAUUUCUCAUCCACAUGGAAUUAAUUUUGGUGUACGUAUGCCAGGAGCGAAGGAUCGCAAUGUAGUUUUUUUCCUAAGUGGCUAACCUGUAGCACUGGAACCUUUGUUAAAUAAAUUCUCUUCCACAGCCCCUCACACCCUGGUUCGUGAUGCCUGCUUCAUUAUACACUGGGUGAUGCCGCGCCAGGGUCUGAGUCUGGACUGUUUGACCUCAGUGAUCUGUCUGUCUGUCCUUGUGCCAGCGCCACACUGAUUUAAUUAAUGCCGUCUUAUUUCUUAAUUAUUUGUUUCCCUGGCCACAUUAACAGAAAUCAGAAAGAAAGAAAACUCUCCACCCUACAAAAAUGAAACUCUUGUUCUUUGGCUGCGUUAUUUUUUAAGUGCUGUUAGCAUGCCUACCUAAUGUUUCAUAAUUACAGCCGUCGCAGAGAGAAGGUUUUGUGGGGUUUGGUUUCUCUGCACGUCCCGCAGGUGUCCUGUGCCUCCUUCGUCAGGCUCUGCUGGCAUCAGGAAGGCAGGGCCCGCCGCAGAGUCGAUACCGGACCAGGGUCUUUGGGUAAAUACAGCCUCACACACUAGAUCGGCGAUUCCGGGCGGGACGCCGCUGACCGGCUGGUUUACGCAGCCCGCUGUGCCGUGGGUGGUAUUUUGCCAAUAAAACGCAUACUGUUUCCACUGUA
This is a messenger RNA of Suricata suricatta (meerkat), 6015 nucleotides long. RefSeq names its product VRK serine/threonine kinase 1 (gene VRK1). Gene Ontology annotation, biological process: peptidyl-serine phosphorylation; signal transduction. The record is from RefSeq and is a predicted model, not a curated record. NCBI's taxonomy places the organism in Eukaryota, Metazoa, Chordata, Mammalia, Carnivora, Herpestidae. The transcript is spliced from 13 exons. The coding region runs from base 873 to 2066 and encodes 397 amino acids. Gene Ontology annotation, cellular component: cytoplasm; nucleus. Gene Ontology annotation, molecular function: ATP binding; protein serine/threonine kinase activity.